Messenger RNA from Chelmon rostratus (copperband butterflyfish), 5854 nucleotides. RefSeq names its product homologous recombination factor with OB-fold (gene hrob). The coding region runs from base 2439 to 4364 and encodes 641 amino acids. The transcript is spliced from 10 exons. Lineage: Eukaryota; Metazoa; Chordata; Actinopteri; Chaetodontiformes; Chaetodontidae. Gene Ontology annotation, biological process: recombinational repair. The record is from RefSeq and is a predicted model, not a curated record.
GACCCGCACAUGUUUAAAGUUUUCAGAGCAUUUUAAGGACUUCUCGUCCCUGCUGGAUCUUACGUUUUUUUUAAAUGUUUGAAUUAGUUGUUCACGCUUCAUAUGGACGUUUUGAAGCAUUGAAGGGGAGUGAUCCGGACCACAGGGUCGAAGGGGGGCGCAGACACUCCAGGUCGCGGAUUAUCACCGUGAACUCAAACUGAAAGUAAAACUAAAACAAGCCGUGAAAAAAGUCGCAAACGGAAACUAAAGGACACCUUGUAAGAAAAAACUUUAACUGGUUAGAAAACUAAUUCAAAUUAAAUGAAAUGAGCGUAAAUUCAUUCAGGUUUUAGGUUUUCAGCUUCAGUUUCUGGAGGUACCAGUGUUUGUCGGUCAUGUCGCACAUGAACAUCUGACCCUGGUCAUCACCUGUGUCCGCCUGUGGUCUCUGAUGAGCACCGAGUCCUCCUCUCGUCUGAACCGGAGUCUGGAAUCCUGUCGGCCCGGAGGAACCCGGUCCGGCCGCCUGCACCCACAGCUCGAUCCGGGAGGUUGCGGUGGAGCCAGGUCUCUGUAAAGAUGUCGGCGCAGCAGACUCUGUUUUGCCGCAGCUGGGUCAGCCUGGCUCUGCUUUCACCCAUUUUAUUGCAGCCAGGAGCCGGCUGAGUGGUGGAACACGGCUUGCGGCGGGUGUCGGUGGGGCUCCAUCCAAUCCCCGCGCUCCCUUUCCCAGUGACGGUGAAUGUAUACCUGUCACAGGUAACAGGCCAAAACUACAGAGGAAAUGAAUAUGUGGUAAAGUGGAAGGAGCUACUGGCCGCCUCACUUACCUUAUACAUAUUUCCCUGUAUGAUAAGAACAGUGUAUAAAUUCAGGGACUGGUUAAGAUGAUGCUAAAUGUGAGCAGAAAUUGCACAGGUGCAAGGUUCAGCUUCUAUUUUGCACUACAGGCACAAAGGAAAAUUCAACUGCACUUUUCUGUGAACCUUCUGACCUGUUCAUGAGUUUACUGUGUAAUAGACAAAUGUGUGUUAAUAUAAAUAUUGUUUUUCAUAUGCGGUCUUGUCUUGUACACCUAAAUAAGGACAUGAUAUUAAUAUUGUUGUAGAAUGCAAAGGUCAACCAUGGCAGCCCAUUCAGCAGCUCUGAUGUUCAGUGUGUAUAUUUCUGUGUAUUUGUAGCUGCAGACUUCUGACACAUUAUACUUGUAAACUGAAAUGAGUGUAAAAGUAAAAAUGCACUUUUCUGAAAAACUAAACCUGAACUAAAAUAAACUCUUACAGUCAGAACUAAAUUUAAAAAAAGAAAAUUCAAAACUGUCACCGUGCUGCAGGCGCAGUUUUUACGAGAGAGCCUCAGUCCCUGUAUGCCGGCUCAUAAAGAAGACAGUGCACGUGUGUGUAGACUGAAGGCAACUUAAUGCAGAAACACAAAGGAUGUCUCUCCACGCUCAGGACUGAGGACUCACCAGCUGCUCCUACAGGCUCUCCACCCUAUCAGGCUAGUGGUUACACUCAGGUCCUUGUAGUGACCUUUUGCAACCUUUUGCACAUUCUUUGGUCUGUUUGAAUUUAAUAAAAUGGCCUUUGGCCUCUGCAAUGCUCCCAAUACAUUCUAAAUGCUGAUGGAAGGAUAUUUUGACAUCAGAGUUUUCAGUUGUUGCUUUUAUGUUUGGAUGGUGUGAUACAUUUUUGAGAUCUCUAUUUGCAGAGCCCGGAGCUGGUGUUGCAACAUUUGCAGAGAGAGAACUUGAAGGUCAAGUUGAACAAGUGCUGCCUCAUUCAACAGCUACACGUGUGGAGUCUGCAGAUAAGGUGGCAAACAGCCAGACUGGGAGUGAUUCAACAAAGGUGGGGCUGGAAAUAAGAUACAAACCAGGCCGAGCAAAUGCAAAUGCAGAUGCUUCGGCAAAAUGGGAGCGCAGAGGAGACAGUAGCUCUUGCUCCAACAUCAUGUGCAGUACAAAAGCAACACUCAGCAGCCAGUGACUCCUUGUGAAGCUGGAUCUUGCUGCCUUGCUGUCAGAGGACGCACUGACCCACUUCUUUUGCCACAGACAGCGACAACCAAAUAAAGAAGAGAGGAAGAAAACAUCAUAUAUGGUGCUGAGUUUGGUGAAGCACUGGGGUUGAUUAGUCGAAGGUGGAGUGACCAGAAGGGGGGACCAGCUUGAAAUCAGUUGUUGCUUCCACAAAAGCUGCAGAGGGAUGUCCUCCUCAGCAGACAUGACAUCCACGGCCACCAAGACCAGACCAGAGGACUGCUGCAGGUCGUGUGAAUGCUGCACAUAAGAAAGAUGUUAUACAUAUCCAGACUUGCGUGGGUCAUUUAACAGCAUAAAGCUCUACUGACAUUUUGGAUAUAGACAUGAAGGUCCUAGAACCCACAUCUGAUGGAUGAGAAAAGGAUGAGAAGAGUUGUCUAACUAUGGAGGAACCAUUCCUAGUAGAGACCAAAUGGCAGCGACAGUGUCUCCCACCAGAUAUAUUCUGAUCAAGGAGGCUGCUUUGAGGACCUGCAAACUAAGUGGCCUGUUCAGCAUUGGGGAGGACUUUGACGAUGAGGACCUGCUGGGGACAGACUGGGCUGUCCGGUCAGCGUCUGGACCAGCCGAUGUGGCAGCUGCUGUGUCAUCUUGCGCUCUGCGGGCCUCCUCUGUUGCUCACAGAGAGCCGGAGAAAAAUUGCUUUCAGCAAGCUGGAGAGAGAUCAGCUGCCCUGUGUAAUGGCACAGCAUCAAGGAGCAGCACGCACACGGCUGCUGGACAAACUGUUGCUCCUGGUUUCAGGCGGCUCUCCUCCCCGGCUCAGCCUCCCUCCCCCUGUCCUCCCACACUGAAUAACUCUGAGUCUAAUUUGGCAUCACAACAGAGUCGUGCUAACGCAGAGGGGCCGCUGAAGUCCUGCGUGGCUCAGGAUGAUUUUGAUGAUUGGGAUGUUGACCUGGCAGACCUGGAUGAGUGUGACCGCCAAAUGGGGCAGCUGUUUCAACCUCCUGCUCCAACCCCACCUGCGCCCCCGGCCGAUCCUGCAUCUUCAGCCAAACCGCUGCGACCCCCGACCUGUGGAGGGAUUCAGACACGACCUGAUGGGAGCCUGAGAGAGCUCAGUACUGCACGCCAGGUUUCUGGCUCAUCCAGUCAUAACCUGCCCCCUCGGGCUUUCUCCACUCCUCUGCGAUCUCCAAAUCCCCGUCCUGCUUUUGUGUCAGCCCCUCCGCAGAGUCCUACUGUUUUCCCUGGCAUCACUGCGACUUUCCCUGCCCCCAGCCCCAUUUCCAGGUCACUCAAUAGGCCCCAGCAUCCGCAUGGACCACGGUUAACACCAGGACCCUCGCCCCAUGCUCGUAGCCUCUUUGAGACAGUCUCCCCAACACCCUCUUCCUCCUCAUCUGUGGGCUCCUCGGCUCUGAGCCCUCAUCCCCUUCACACGCCGGUCCUCACCAACCGCCUGGUCCAGCUGGUAUCUGCCUCCAAUAAGCUUCCUCGGAAGAGGCCUCGCUCUGAGCCUCAUCGUCCCAGGACCCGACGCUUCCCCGGUCCUGCUGGACUGCUGCCACAGCAGCCGCAGGGUCAAAGCCUGGACCAGAUAGUGGUUUCUGUUCCUCUGACUCCUGCUCACGGUGUUGUGGCCCGAUUACCAAGCCAGGGCUCCAGCUCACAGACUGAGGAAGACGACUUCAGCGGCGGUGCCUGGGCGGCGAUGAAGGCAGAGAUGGGACUGGAUGACAGGAACCCCUCGUGCUUCCUGCACUCCUACAGCGUUGUCAUGGUACUUCGAAAGGCUGCACUGAAACAGCUGACAAGAAACAAAGUGCCCAACAUGGCCAUGCUCCUGAAGAGCAUCAUCCACACACACGCUGAUGCCAAGGCUGUGUUUAAAGACCCAACAGGGGAGAUUCAGGGAACUGUGCAUCGUCGUCUCCUCGAGGACCGAGUGGAGGAGCUGAAGGUCGGAGCCGUGCUGCUGCUCAAACAGGUGGGUGUCUUUUCCCCCUCCCAUCGAAACCAUUACCUGAAUGUGACGCCCAACAACCUGCUGAGAAUCUACGCCCCUGAUGGAGUCGGUCUCUCCUCCACUCGGCUACCCCCGCUCGUCCUGGAGGAGAUGUUGCCGUCAUCCGCUCGGUCUUCGGGGGUCCUCCGGGAGCCCGUGUCUCAGAUGCACCUGGUGUUUGACGAGGAGGAGGACGAGGGACAGGAGGGGGGGAAAUGUGCAGAGGGGGGUGAAGACCCCCAAGCAUCAAGAGACACUACAGCUGGCUCCAGCAGAGGCCCUGAUGAGUCUGCUGGGAACCCAGCACCGCGGGACUCAGGCUGGGAUUCAGAUGAUGAGCUGGAUGAACUCCUGGGAGAGUUACCUGAGGACGCCUACAGCCUUUGAUGUAACGUUACAUCAGCAAAUGUUCCGUACGGACCGUCUCCACUGACUCGAGUUAUUUCACGACUGACCAGCAGUAAAGAUGUUAUCCUUUGCUUUCCUGACAUCACCUCUUUGAAACCAGGAUUCUCUGACCACUGAAGAACUGAAAAUAUGUCUAUAUUGUAAUGUUUGUUUCCUACUAAGUCAACCAUGUUUGAUAUCUGCUUCAUUUAGACCACAGAGAAUAGUCUUGAGUUAAUUUGUUGUUGCUGUGUCAUUGCUAUGCAUCACUGCUGACUGAUGGGUUAUAAGAAGACAACACAUGCUUAUUAAUUACAUUGCUCUAAAAAUCAGCUGUUUGAUUUCAGAUUCAUGUCUUGUUAUAUUCUCAUAAAGACUAAUUAGCCUGUGACACGGAGGCUGCAUUUCCCUGUUCGUUCGUGUCUUUUCCCUCCAUUUUCAGACGUGUCCGUUUCUCCGAGCCUCCGAGCGGAGUGGAUAAACUGUGACCCGGCUUGUUUACCAUGCAUUAAGAGGUGUAUCUGGGGGUGUUUCAGGGCAGGGAUUGCAGGGAAGUAGCUCCAGCGUCCCGUGUGAUUUCCCUGACCCAAAAGUGUUUACUCAGCCCUGUUUGCCGAGCGCCACAGCAUCAGGGUGGAGUCGCACUGUGACUAACAGGCUCUUAUAGAGGCUUUCCCAACAGGAUCUCAGCCUCAGAUCCAGACUCCUCCAGUACCCCGCCUCACUGUAACAGAUUCAGGUUAAUCUGCCUCUUUGUCAUCUUGAGUAGAAUGCAGCUGCUUAAAUUGCCUGGUUUAUGUUCAAACGAAGGAGAACAGAUGAUGAACUCCGGUGCAUUUCCAGUCAUCCCAAAUGCUUCUUGUUGUUGAGUUGAGUUGUUUGCCUGAAAUAAGUAAAGUUUUACACUUCAGUCUAUAAAUAUUUGAACGGUGACACAUUUUCAGUUAGUAGUUACUGCUGCAAAUUUGAUCUUAAAUUAUGUUUCACAAUGACGAUGAGGAUAAAGCGUCGGCUUUCAGUUUACAUUUGAUGGGGUUUACAUCCACUCUGGGUUAACUGUGAGGGAAUCGUUGCCUCGAUGUUGUCCCCCUGCUUCAAAAACGUUUAGAAGUUUAGAAAAAGGGUCCAUCCCUCUUAACACCUCACAGCUCAUGGCAUCCUGCCUUAAAGACAGGUUUGGUUUUACUUGUCCAGGUUUUGAGUCUUUUGACUUUAUUUCUGAUGCUCUGAGCACUGGGAAAAGACAUCGAAACAAUUCAGCAGCAGCAUGUCUUUCCAAAAACAGUCCUCUGGAUAAUCCACUCCUCUCACUGUGAACAGUUUUCAGUGAAGCUACUUUAUACUGCAGAUGAAUGAAAAGUGUCGACAGUGGAUUAUCCAGAGUGACUGGGACACUGUUUCUAGAAAGAUAUGUUGGUGUUGUUUUUAUGUUUGAAGCAGCACAAAGCUUCAUUGUGUGGCAGAAAUCACAAAUCCUGAGAAAAUAAAAC